AUGUACUUUUCUCAUUUGCCAGUUUCCUUUUCUCUCUCUAUUUCCUUUCAUAAAUUCAUUUAUGUUUAAGUGAAGCUAAAUAUGGUACAGCAUUGAAUCUGGGGAGUUUCCGGUGAAAUUUUGGGAAUCGGAUUCACUUAAUUGCUUUUACAUUGAGUGUGCUUAGAUCUUAGUCAAUGCCAUACGACUCAAUUACUCUCUUCGCCUGUUAUAGAAGAAAUUACAAUAGCAUUGAAGAAUCAAAGCUUUGCUUUUCGCCUUCUCCAUCAACUUUUGCACUCUGAAGGAGGGUUUUAGGGUAGUUCAAAGAAGAAGGAGAGGGCUUUGUUUUUGACAAUGGCUACUCAGAGAAGGGCUUAUGAUCCUGUCAUUGGGCAAAGAAAUAGAGGCCGGAGUGGCGGCAUGUCAUCUCAGUUUAAAUUUCAGAAUGGUCAUCUGCCAUCUGGGUUAUUCUCCGUUCCAAAGACUCAUGUCACUACUGGCAUUAACUAUGAGGGUGAAUCCGACAUGGAUACCGGUUCUGAAUCUGAUGAGGGUGGAAGGUAUUCACUGGAAACUUCGCCCCAGGAUGAUAAGAUUCCGAAUGGGAGGCGAAAGGGUCAUGCUAAUGGCCCUUCUCGUCCUCGCUCAAUUUUUAGUGAUGGUGAAUUGUCCGACUCAACCAUGAGCUCAGAAGCAAAUUCCUCUCUUCGUUUUGGGGCUCAUCGAUAUGGCACAAAUGUACAAACGAAUGGGGGCAGUGAUAAAAAGGCCUUUAAUACUAGUAUCUUUGAUGACGAUAUUCCAAGUGCACCACCCUUCGUUGGUUCUUUUGAUGAACAUGAUCGAGUUAAAAAUUCUGAGGCAGAUGUUACCUCCAUAUCUGGUACGUCACGUGGUUCUGCAACCACAGGUGAACCUAUCACAUGCUCAAGUACAUCGCAAGAUGCAACACAAAGUAGAAUGCCCAAUACAUCUGGAAGGACUGCUGCUGUAUCGCAUAACCAUUUGUUUUCUCAGUAUCCUACAUUCCAUGCAAGUGGAAGAGGUACUUGGCAUACUUUUGUUUCUUAUGAGGCAUGUGUUCGGCUUUGUCUCCAUUCAUGGGCUAAAGGCUGCGUGGAAGCUCCUGUCUUUUUAGAGAAUGAAUGCGCUUUAUUACGAAAUUCCUUUAGCUUAAAGCAAGCGUUACUGCAACCUGAAGAAGAUUUACUGAGGAAAAUGUCCUCAGAGCUUGUCAGUGAGGGAGCUACCGUUAAGCCUAAGAAAACUUUUGGCAAGAUGAAAGUGCAAGUUCGUAAAGUGAAAAUGGGAUUAGAACCACCAACUGGGUGCAGCUUUUCUUCUAUAAAACCAUCAAAAGAAAAAAUUGAUUCACUUCGCUUUCAGAUUUCCAAUAUAAAGUCUACGGUCAGUUCUGAGUGGGAAGCAAUAAGGAAAAUUCGUGUUGCUCCUAGGCUUCCUAUAAAUGCCACUUUUUCACAGAAAAGCUUGGUUUAUUUGCAUUCUGGUACUCGGUAUAUGAAAGAUGUGUCCGGGAUUAUAAAACUUGGUUUUACUACCUUUAGAAGCAGUUCAAAAUCAUAUGAAGUGGUGCCAGAAAUCUAUUCUUGUUCACUGCGGGUUAAGAGCUUACCUGAGGAUGAUGCUGUGAAAAUGCAGGCUGGGUCCACAGAAAGUCAUAUAUUCUUACCAGACGGAAUUGGAGAUGACUUAAUCAUUGAAGUGCAUGAUUCAAAAGGAGUUUAUUGUGGCCGUGCAAUAGCCCAGGUAGCUGAUAUUUCUGAUGAUCAGGGAGAGAAGCUUCGUUGGUGGCCCAUAUACCAUGAACCAGAGCAUGAUCUUGUUGGAAGAGUACAAUUGUAUAUAAACUAUUCUACCAGUGCUGAUGAAAAUCGCGAUACUAAGUGUGGGACUGUUGCAGAGACUAUCGCAUAUGACUGUGUUUUGGAGGCAGCGAUGAAAGUCCAACAGUUUCAACAGAGAAAUUUGUUGCUUCAUGGUUCUUGGAAGUGGCUGGUAUAUGAAUUUGCAUCAUAUUACGGGGUCUCAGAAGCAUAUACCAAGCUGAGGUAUCUUUCGUAUAUCAUGGAUGUUGCCACACCAACUUCAGACUGUUUGGAUUUGGUGCAUGAUUUGAUCUUACCUGUGGUCUUGAAAGGGAGAACGAAAAAUAGCUUAAGUCACCAAGAGAACCGUAUGUUAGGAGAAGUUUCCGAGAAAGUUGAGGAGAUCAUUGCUUUGGCUUUUGAAAACUACAAGUCUCUCGAUGAAUCACUGCCAACUGGGAUAAUUGAUAUAUUCAGACGUGCUACUGGCCUUGUACCUCCUGCUCUUGCUUCUGCUUUAAAGCUCUAUAUUCUUCUGCACGAUAUACUUUCUCCCGAGGCACAACUGAAGCUUUGUCGAUAUUUUCAGACUGCUGCAAAGAAGAGAUCGAAACAUCACUUGACAGAGACUGAUGAAUUUGUCUCCAUCAACAACGAGAAGAUGAUGGAUCCUGUGGCAAAUUCGACAGCUUAUCAAAAAAUGGUCUCACUUUGUCAGAAUAUAAGAAAUGAAAUUCUGACCGACUUGGAGAUCCAUAGUAAAGAUGUUCUCCCAAGUUUCUUAGACCUUCCAAACCUUUCUUCGGCUAUAUAUAGUGCAGAGCUUUGUAACAGAUUGCGAGCUUUCCUUGUUGCAUGUCCUCCCACUGGCCCAUCAUCUCCCGUGGCGGGGCUUGUUAUUGCGACGGCUGAUUUUCAAAAGGAUCUUAUUUCUUGGAAUAUUAGUCAUGUCAAAGGAGGAGUAGAUGCAAAAGAAUUGUUCAACUUGUACAUAAUCCGCUGGAUCCAUGACAAACGCCUUGCUUUGCUUGAUUUGUGCAAACCUGAUAAGAUAAAGUGGUCUGGCAUGGAUGCACGUCUUUCAACAACGCCUUUUAUUGACGAAAUCUAUGAUCUCUUGAAGGAGACUUUGGGUGAAUAUGAUGUUAUCAUCAGUCGCUGGCCGGAAUAUAUUUUUCCUUUAGAAAGUGCUAUAGCAGAUGUUGAGAAGGCUGUUAUGGAAACUUUGGACAAACAUUAUGCUGAUGUUCUAUCUCCGCUCAAAGAAAAUGGGAUGCCGCUUAAAAUAGGUUUGAAAUAUGUCCAGAAAAUGACUAAAGGGACCGUGUGCCCUUUUACGGUUUCCAAUGAGUUGGGAAUUCUUUUGAAUUCCAUGAAAAGAAUGCUUGAUAUUCUACGCCCCCAGAUAGAAGCUCAGUUCAAGUCAUGGGGUUCUUGUCUUCCUGAUGGGAGCAAUAUGGUCCCGGGAGAGCGUAUCAGUGAAAUAACAAUAAUGCUGAGAACCAAAUUCAGAGGUUAUAUGCAAGCUUUGAUGGAUAAGCUCGUUGAAAAUACGAAGUUGCAGAGUCCUACGAAAUUGAAGAAGAUAAUCCAAGACGCAAAGGAGGGAAUAGUGGAAUCUGAUUUGCGUAAUAGGAUGCAACCUUUGAAGGAUAUGCUGGAAAAUAUAAUCGAUCAACUUCACGCAGUAUUUGAAACUCAAGUUUUCAUAAUUAUUUGUCGAGGAUUUUGGGAUCGAAUGGGACAGGACGUCCUAAAGUUUUUGGAGGACAGAAAAGAUAGCAGAUCCUGGUAUAAAGCCUCUCGUGUUGCCAUAUCCAUUUUAGAAGAUAUAUUCGCAUCCCACAUGCAAAAACUGUUGGGCAAUGCACUUCAAGAGAGGGAUUUGGAACCACCGAGAUCAAUUCUGGAAGUUCGGUCGAUGCUCUGCAAGGAUGCGGUGAAUGACAAAGACAGCAACUUCUUCUAUUAAACGAUAGCCAGCAUAUACAUACAUAUAUAUACAUAAUCUGAAUGGUCCGUUGUCAUCUUUUUCCUACUGGCCGGUUGCUGAAGCAGUUGGUGCAAUGAUUUUUGCUCGUAAUAGCGGAUUGAUAACUGGAAACAGAAACACAAAGAAAGCACUGAUCUCGUCUUCUUGCUGGUAUCAGGAAAUAGCGAAUUGGUAUCUGGAAACUGAAACAUGAAGAAAGCACUGAUCUUGUCUUCGUGCUGGUAUCAACAAAUAGCGGAUUGAUAACUGGAAACAGAAACACGAAGAACUCACUGAUCUUAUCUCGGUUUGAAGACAAGAUUCGCCCAGUUUUGUUAGCUCUGAGGUGCAGAGUGUGGUAGAAUCCAUGUUACUAGUUUUGUAUACUUGAUUUCUGGGUUAGUAUGGUGUAAAUAAUGUGAUUGAACAAAUUGAACUCUGGAUUUAUAUUGCCAAUAUAUAUAUUUUUUAAAAAGUAUUAUGAGCUUCCAA
Ipomoea nil (Japanese morning glory) is the source of this 4272-nucleotide messenger RNA. RefSeq lists its product as uncharacterized. The transcript has 22 exons. The coding region runs from base 337 to 3780 and encodes 1147 amino acids. Lineage: Eukaryota; Viridiplantae; Streptophyta; Magnoliopsida; Solanales; Convolvulaceae. The record is from RefSeq and is a predicted model, not a curated record.